CCUAUAUUAGUUAUCUAACCGUUAGCUUGACUCCGUCCUGAAUGGCUUGAACGAAAAACUUCAAUUGAUGGACAAACUCAAUGGGAAGGUGAAAGCCAAGCAUGCCGCUCCGGUGAAAAGUCCACAAAGUUUUUGGGGGGAGCCUUCCCGAGUCUACCGGACGCUUUGUUAAACAUUUUUCCACCAAAAACGAUUUAUCGAGCAGAAGAUGAUGUCGGACGCCAGCGAGAUGUUGGCAGCAGCCUUGGAGCAAAUGGAUGGAAUCAUCGCAGGCUCCAAGGCCAUUGACUACUCUAAUGGGCUGUUUGACUGCCAGUCGCCCACGUCGCCUGUUCUCGGUGGCUUUCGGGUUCUGCACCUCCUGGAGGACUUGCGAGCGGCGCUGGAGCUGAUGGACAAUGAGGAGAGGGACAACCUGCGCUGUCAGAUCCCUGAUUCCACUGCAGAGGGACUGGCGGAGUGGCUGCACGGGCGAACGACGAACGUCCACGGCUCAGAGGCGGUUUACCAAGAGCGUCUCUCCCGACUGGAGAGUGACAAAGAGUGUCUCAUUCUUCAGGUGAGCGUGCUAACGGACCAGGUGGAGGUGCAAGGUGAGAAGAUUCGUGAUUUAGAUAAAAGUCUGGAGCAUCAUCGGGAGAAGCUGAAUGCUGCCGAGGAGCUGCUGCAGCAGGAGCUGUUAAACCGGACCGCUCUGGAGACCCAGAAGCUGGAGCUGAUGACCGAGGUGUCCAGCCUGAAGCUGAAGCUUACUGCUCUGGAGCACAAUCACAGGGGCAACGAGGGUUUGUAUCAGGAAGUGACAGACCUGCGGUUCAGGAUGACCGACAUCGAGAAUGAAAGACUUCUGUGUGAGAAGAAACUCAAAGUCACUAAACGUCCAAAGUGGAUCUUGGAACGCUCGACUGGAGAUGAGGAGGAGCUGCAGAUUCUGCAGAGGCAGCUGGAGGAGCGAGAGGAGGAGCUGAGCAGGCUGAAGGAUGAGUGCAAGCUGAUGGUGGAGCUCCAUGACCAAUGUGGGGGGGAGGAGAGAGACACUGAAGUGGUGCAGAUGAAGAGUGUGUUGGAGGUACUGACGUCAGAGAACGAUGAGAAGGAGCGACGGAUUAAAGAGCUGGAGGAGUCGCUCACAAAGUGCAGGAGAGUGCAGGAGUUGGUCAGAGAGAAGCUAAAAGAAGACGACUAUGCCGAUAUCCUGGACGAUCCCUCGGUUUCUACGUCCAUAGAGGUGGAGGCAGGAAGGAGCUCCAGUGAGUCUACUCCAUGUAUAGCUGUGCUCUCCGAAAUGAGGGAACUGGACACAGAACGGCAGCUCCAGGCAGCCCAGAGCUCCUUGGAUCAGUCACCACCUAACAGCUCAGCUGCAACCAGCAGCACAAACCUGACUAGAACCAAAGCCAGGGUUGGCUCCUCUUCUCCCGCCAAAGGAAACACGAGCGAUGGGGGUUUUGGUACCAAGAAGGCUCGCUCUUCUUUUGGCCGCGGCUUCUUGAAGCUGCGUGGAGGCAAGCAGGCGUCCAGCUCCCCGAACCUUGCUGAGAUGGAACAAAAAGGUACAGAACACCUAGAUCUGGCUGGCGUUCCCUCAAAGAAAUCCCGUGAUGCGGCUCUUCCUGCAUCAUCCCCAGAGGCCAAGAAGAAGCCGAAAGGGUUGAUGAAGUUUUUCGGCAGGCUGAAGAGGAGUCACUCCACCUCCUUCAACCUGGACGACUCCGACACGGCGUUUAGAAGGGGCGGAGUCCGAGCCACCGCUGGCCCGCGACUCGGCUGGUCGAGUGACUCUAAACACAAGGCCGUGGACGUUCCUUUCGCCCGGUGGGAUAAAGACGAGGUUUCCACCUGGCUCCAUGAGCAGGGCCUGGGUGUGUACGCAGCUCCGGGUCAGAACUGGAUCAAAUCAGGACAAACGCUGCUGCAGGCGUCACAACACGACCUGGAGAAGGAGUUGGGCAUGAAGCAGCCUCUCCACAGGAAGAAGCUGCAGCUCGCCCUCCAGGCUCUCGGGACCGAGGACGACGACCUUCAGGGCAAACUGGACCAUAACUGGGUGACCAGGUGGCUGGACGACAUCGGUCUCCCGCAGUAUAAAAGUAACUUUGACGAAGCUCGAGUGGACGGACGCAUGCUGCACUACAUGACUGUGGAAGACCUGCUGUCUCUGAAGGUUGGGAGUGUCCUUCAUCACCUGAGCAUCAAAAGAGCCAUUCAGGUCCUGCGCUUAAACUCAUUUGAACCCAACUGUGUGAGGCGACGGCCAUCUGAUGAGAACAACCUGACUCCAGCUGAGAUCUCCCAGUGGACCAACCACAGAGUGAUGGAGUGGCUGCGCUCCGUUGAUCUGGCUGAAUACGCUCCUAACCUAAGAGGAAGUGGCGUUCACGGCGGGCUGAUGGUGUUGGAGCCUCGUUUUAACGUGGAAGCUCUCGCCCUGCUGCUCAACAUCCCUCCCAGUAAAACCCUGCUCAGACGCCACCUGGCUACACACUUCCACCUGCUGGUGGGUUCUGAGGCGCAGCGGCAAAAGCAGGAAGGUCUGGAGAACCCGGACUACUCCGUCCUCACAGCCACCGCCAGAGUCAAGCCCAGACGUUCAUCGUUUGGUGGUUUUGGCUCGUUGAGGAGGAGACGCGAUGAUUGUGAGGACUACGUUUGUCCUUUGAACAUAGAAAUGCCAAAGAACAGCAGCUUCCACAGGAACGUUGGGAUCUACGAGGAUAAUCUGGACCCGCUGGAGCAGAUGGAGGACUCGGAAGGAGCGGUCAGACAGAUCGGAGCGUUUUCUGAGGGGAUCAACAACCUGACGAGCAUGCUAAAGGAGGAAGAGCUUUUCCGGGAGAUCUCCGUUUUCCCUUUGGAGGACAUCAAAACUGAAGCACAAGUCUGAGCUUCAGCCUCUUCCUUCACGUAUUUAACGAUAUUAUUGCAUGAGCUGAAAAUGUAUCUUUACUGCAGUUAAUAGUGAGAACUUGUCACCUUAAUGACGUUUCACCCGUAUGAUGUUAAAAUCAUCCAGUCAGGGUGUUCGGUUAGAGGGGGUCUGCUCGGCAGCUGCUAGCUUGACUCAAUCAGAAUUAGUUAUUUUUACUCCUCAUCCAUGUUAGCGUAGUGUCGUACUCAAAGUUCUACCUGGACAGAAGAACUAACUGCUAAUUUUGGGGAGGGGGGGGGGGGGGGCUGUUUUAGCUCAUCUGUCAUCUGCUGAGAGACGAUAACUUCAUAUUACGGUGUGUUUCAGCUGCUCAACUCUAAACCAAAGACACGUUUGUACAAGCUGUAUUUGUUUCAUGCAUGCUAAUUAUUGUUUUACUUCUGUUUUUGGUAAUAAAAGUAAAUAAGUCUGACAAAUCUGA
Nothobranchius furzeri (turquoise killifish) is the source of this 3350-nucleotide messenger RNA. It is a transcript of the gene ppfibp1a, whose product is annotated as PPFIA binding protein 1a. Gene Ontology annotation, molecular function: protein binding. NCBI's taxonomy places the organism in Eukaryota, Metazoa, Chordata, Actinopteri, Cyprinodontiformes, Nothobranchiidae. Gene Ontology annotation, cellular component: presynaptic active zone. The record is from RefSeq and is a predicted model, not a curated record. Gene Ontology annotation, biological process: neuromuscular junction development.